This is a messenger RNA of Durusdinium trenchii, 723 nucleotides long. The record is from the annotation of a GenBank genome assembly. NCBI's taxonomy places the organism in Eukaryota, Dinophyceae, Suessiales, Symbiodiniaceae.
AUGCAAGAGAUGGGCAUCAAUGCUGUUCGCACGUACGAGUCCAUAGUUGACAAGAAUGUCCUGGACACCUUGUGGAAAAGAGGAAUUUGGGUGGUGAACAGCGUGUACAACUGGGGUGGUGCAGAUGCUGAUUCAGCGGCUGAGCCUGUGAAGGCUACAAAAGAUCAUCCAGCAAUUUUAAUGUGGACGAUUGGAAAUGAAUGGAACUACAACGGCCUCUAUGUUGGUAGCAGCUUCUUUGACUCUGUUGGCAAGAUCCGAGAUGUGGCAAGGGUCGUGAAGAAGUAUGACAACGGCUUGCAUCCGAUUGCCUCCAUCUAUGGUGACGUGGGUAAGUUGGACCAAGCAGUGGACUCGCUGCCAGAGAUCGACCUUUGGGGUAUCAACGCAUACCGAGGGAUUAGUUUUGGCAACCUCUUCCGUGAUUUCGAAAAAAUCACCGGUAAGCCAAUGUUUUUCGGUGAAUACGGCGCCGAUGCCUUUAAUGCAGACAAGAAUGGAGAAGAUCAGGAAUCGCAGGCGAAGGCUACACGGCAGCUAACAGAAGAGAUCAUCGGUCAGAGUUCUGUUUUGGGUCGUGGACCAUGCAUAGGAGGCUUUAUUUUCGAGUUCAAUGACGAAUGGCACAAAGACAGCGACGGCAAGCCUGAUCGUCAUGAUACUGGGGGCACCGCCCCUGGAGGAGGCCCUUAUCCCGACAUGACUUUCAACGAGGACGGAUGA